AUGUUAGAAUAUAUUCUUAAUGAUCAUAUAUUCGUCAGUUAUAUUUGUCCAUAUUUAUGGUUUAUUGGUGCAGCAGUUGUAUUAUUCUUGGAAGUAAUUCUUGAUAUCAAAGCACCAUAUGGACGUUAUAAUACAACAAAUAGCGGAAUUCCUGUUCGAUUAGCUUGGUUUAUUCAAGAACUUCCAUCAUUUGUAAUACCAUGUUAUAUUCUAUAUAAUAAUUGGUCAUCGAUUUCAAUAACAAAAUUAAUAAUAAUUAGUUUUUUUCUAAUACAUUAUUUUCAAAGAGUCUUCAUUUAUCCUAUGUUAAUUCGUGGUGGAAAACAUAGUUCAUAUUUAACAACAAUAUUAGCAUUUAUAUUCUGUUCUUUAAAUGCUUAUUCAAUCGCAGAAGAAUUAAUUGUUUAUCAUAAUUAUCCAAAUAAUUAUUUAUUUUCAUUACGUUUUCUAAUUGGUACAAUUCUAUUCUUUACCGGGUUUAUUCUUAAUCUUCAAUCGGAUGCUAUAUUAAGAAAUCUACGUAAAGAUAAUAGUCAACGUGAUUAUCAAAUUCCAAGAGGUGGUUUAUUUGAAUAUGUUUCCGGUGCAAAUUUUCUAGCUGAAUCUAUUGAAUGGACUGGUUAUGCUAUUUGUGCAGGGACAUUACCAGCAAUUGCAUUUUCAGUAUUUACAUGGGCUAAUACAGCUUUUGGUCGCGGAAUUCAUCAUCAUAAAUUCUAUCUUGAAAAAUUCAGAGAUGAAUAUCCAAAGAAUCGCAAAGCAAUUAUUCCAUUUAUUUUAUAA
This is a messenger RNA of Adineta steineri, 783 nucleotides long. The record is from the annotation of a GenBank genome assembly. Lineage: Eukaryota; Metazoa; Rotifera; Eurotatoria; Adinetida; Adinetidae.